Messenger RNA from Salmo salar (Atlantic salmon), 3280 nucleotides. RefSeq names its product cellular communication network factor 1, like 1 (gene ccn1l1). Gene Ontology annotation, biological process: cell adhesion; positive regulation of cell migration; signal transduction. The record is from RefSeq and is a predicted model, not a curated record. NCBI's taxonomy places the organism in Eukaryota, Metazoa, Chordata, Actinopteri, Salmoniformes, Salmonidae. Gene Ontology annotation, cellular component: extracellular region. Gene Ontology annotation, molecular function: heparin binding; integrin binding.
CUCUUAAUGAAGUUGCGAAGAGCCUGAGUUGAGCUGAGCUGUGCUGACUACUUCCAUCUCCAUAGAAACGGAUCAAGUUGGACUUGAAUUUUCUCCUUAGAAAACACAAAACCAGACAGGCUCACCCACAACUCCUUCGGAUAGAUGAGAAGAUACAGGAAGAUAUCAUUUGAAAGUAGUGAACAGCUCCUCUUCUUCACAUUGGUUUGAUCAGUGCGUCUUUCGACACUGCUAGCCCUGAGAGUGAAGAGUCUAGCUGACAUAUUGGGAAAACUUUGUAUUAAUUUUUUUUCCCGAACCCAUGAAAAUCACGUUUUUUUUGUGGACAAUGAUGCGACAAGCAAGCAUCUCCUCAGUGGUGUUUCUAUCUUGCACUGUCAUGCUGGUGCAGGGUGGAUGCCCGCGGCAGUGCUCGUGCCCCACCUCACCGCCCUCAUGCCCACCGGGCGUCAGCUGGGUGACAGACUCCUGCGGCUGCUGUAAGGUGUGUGCCAGGCAGUACAACCAGGACUGCAGCCCUAGCCAGCCCUGUGACCACAUCAAGGGCCUGCACUGCCACCUAGGGUCUGGAGGAGACCCGGAGACAGGACUGUGUCGAGCUGAGGCCAUGGGUCGUCCCUGUGAGCUGAACGGUCGGGUCUACCAACACGGGGAGGACUUCCAGCCCAGCUGCCAGCACCAGUGCAGCUGUAUGGACGGCGUGGUGGGCUGCAUGCCCCUGUGCCCACACCAGGUACCACUACCAGGUUGGCCCUGCUCUCGGCCCCGGCUGGCCAGGCUACCAGGACGCUGCUGCGAGGAGUGGCUUUGUGACGAUGACAACCAUAUCAAGGAGGACUCCAGAGAGGCUGACCACGCUCCACCUCCUUCCCCACCCCAGCACCCUGAUCUUGCCAGCAAUGAGCUGCUCAUGGCUCCCACCCCCUGGGACUCAAGUGCUGGAGCGUCAUAUCAAGAGUGGAUCUCCUCCCCCCAGUCCCAUGCCUUACUUCCCUCAACCUGCUUCCUGCAAACCACUGAUUGGUCGCCUUGCUCAGCCACGUGUGGGAUGGGCGUGUCCAGCCGAGUAACCAGUAGCAACGCUGAGUGUCGGUUGGCCAGAGAGACACGACUGUGCCAGAUCCGGCAGUGUGAUCUGGCUCUCACCCCUUCUCCCAAGAAAGGGAAGAAGUGCCAACGCACAAUACGUCCUCGCAAACCUGUCCGGAUCAAGUUCACCGGCUGCUCUACAGCGCGCCAGUAUCGUCCUCGUUCCUGUGGCUUGUGUGCCGACGGCAGCUGCUGCACUCCUUCUCUGACGCGCACAGUGAACCUUCACUUCCGCUGUCCCGGAGACAGGCAGGACUUUACCCGUAGCGUCAUGUGGAUCCAGCGUUGCCGCUGUAGCCAGAGCUGCCAAAGUCAAGGGCUUGCCUCCCCGGGCUCCCUCAGUCUGCCUAAUGACAUCCAUACCUUCACCCACUGAGCCCCAUGCCUAAACACUAGCAUUUCUCGCAACAAGAACAUGCCCUUGACCUGACUCUGGCCCUCGACUCCAGGGUUCACAUUUGCCCUAAUCUCACUGUCUCCUUCCCUCAUUCCAAAAACGUUUCCUGUUCCCUAACCCCAGGGUUUAUUGCUGCCGUAGCCUCUUUACCCAAGUCUGUGUUCCUUUACUCCAGGACUCCCCCUUACCCAGUCUCCAGUCUGUGUUCCUUUACCCCAGGACUCCCCCCUGCCCUGUCUCCAGUCUGUGUUCCUUUACCCCAGGACUCCCCCUUGCCCUGUCUCCAGUCUGUGUUCCUUUACCCCAGGACUCCCCCUUGCCCUGUCUCCAGUCUGUGUUCCUUUACCCCAGGACUCCCCCCUGCCCUGUCUCCAGUCUGUGUUCCUUUACUCCAGGACUCCCCCUUACCCAGUCUCCAGUCUGUGUUCCUUUAUCCCAGGACUCCCCCUUACCCUGUCUCCAGUCUGUGUUCCUUUAUCCCAGGACUCCCACUUGCCCUGUCUCCAGUCUGUGUUCCUUUACCCCAGGACUCCCCCCUUGCCCUGUCUCCAGUCUGUGUUCCUUUACCCCAGGACUCCCCCCUGCCCUGUCUCCAGUCUGUGUUCCUUUACUCCAGGACUCCCCCUUACCCAGUCUCCAGUCUGUGUUCCUUUACUCCAGGACUCCCCCUUACCCUGUCUCCAGUCUGUGUUCCUUUAUCCCAGGACUCCCACUUGCCCUGUCUCCAGUCUGUGUUCCUUUACCCCAGGACUCCCCCUUGCCCUGUCUCCAGUCUGUGUUCCUUUACCCCAGGACUCCCCCCCUGCCCUGUCUCCAGUCUGUGUUCCUUUACCCCAGGACUCCCCCCUGCCCUGUCUCCAGUCUGUGUUCCUUUAUCCCAGGACUCCCACUUGCCCUGUCUCCAGUCUGCCUUCCCCCAGCUGAUGGAAGGCUCCAUCAGCUGGGGGAAGGACACUGAUGCGAUGUAGUGAACUGUUUUACUCUUACAGCUGCCUAAUUGUGUACCCAACACUUUCUCUCAUUCUCUCACUGGUGGUAACUCCCCCCAUAAUCCAAUGGAUUUGGUUUGGUCUUCACUCACACCCAAAAAUCAGCACCUCCGUAUAACUUCAGUGAUGGACUGACUGACUGAAUUUAAAAGACAGUUGGGGGUGCUUCUGUGUUACUGUAGUUUGUAAUGGUGAAUUGUACUCUGUGGGACUGUACUUAUAACUACCCAAUGAGAAAGGUUAGACUGAAUAUCAGACAGGCAAUCUCACAGAGACAUUUGCGUAGCAUCCCUUCUGACAAACGUCUUUAUAGCCUUACUGCCCUUUUCACUUGUCUGUUUUGCUUGUGUUCAGUAAGUGACAGAUCUGUUGGCGAUUGUGUGCAUUCUACAAAUGAUCUCUGUCAGUGGACCUCCUAUCAAAUUUGAUGGGCAAGAAUAUAAAUGCACAGGUGUUCAUGGUUUACACUCUGAAAUAUGAAUCAUCAUUGUUAUAGACACGGAGGUUUUAAAUGGACCUUUGUAAGUUAUUCAUGUUUAAUUAUUGUAGUGAUGACUUGUAAAUAUGUAUUUACUAUACUUUGUACAGUUAGGCAAUGUUGAUUUGUUUGUCAUUAGGUAUAUAUGUUUGUUUCGUAUCGUCUCUAUCUGUACAGACUUCACUUAACGAUGGAGUGACAUGUUUUGGAUAUUACCUCCUUUUUCGAGGUGCACAGAAUAUAAACAAUAGUGGACCGAGAAUGUAAUAUGUUAAUUUAUAUCACUUUAUUUUUAUUAAUAUAUUCAAUAAAUGUCUUAUAAUGAAA